This is a messenger RNA of Didymella exigua CBS 183.55, 1475 nucleotides long. Its product is annotated as mitochondrial metallochaperone Sco1. Lineage: Eukaryota; Fungi; Ascomycota; Dothideomycetes; Pleosporales; Didymellaceae. The coding region runs from base 265 to 1224 and encodes 319 amino acids. Gene Ontology annotation, molecular function: copper chaperone activity; copper ion binding. Gene Ontology annotation, cellular component: mitochondrial inner membrane. Gene Ontology annotation, biological process: intracellular copper ion homeostasis; mitochondrial respiratory chain complex IV assembly. The transcript is spliced from 2 exons. The record is from RefSeq and is a predicted model, not a curated record.
CGUCGUUCUGUUCUGUUCAUCGUUCUGUUCUGUUCAUCGUUCUGUUCUGUUCUGUUCUGUUCUGUUCAUUGUUCUGUUGUGUUCUGUUCUGUUCAUCGUUCUGCUCAUUGUUCUGCUCUGUUGUGUUCUGUUCCCAAGUCCCGCUCAAGGUUGGAGGCUAGCCGGUGACGAUACCCGCAAUGUCCGUGCACGAUGGUCGAUGAGGCUCUCGCAAAGUUGCAUGACGGCCACUCCGCGACGGCUGCACGUCUCCGCCCACACACAAUGGCCGCACCGAGCAGAUGCACCGCGCGCAUUGCGAACGCUCUCGGAGGUAAUCCGACACGGCGCAUCGCGACCUCGCUCAGAGACCCGACGCCGCGCAUCGCCGCCCGCACACUUGUCGCCAGAGCGUCCAGCGCCCCAUUGCGAACAUGCCAGCGCCAGGCCCAGACGACUGAGGCACGCCGCCAGUUCUCCAGCAGCUCCCACCGCCAGCUCUCCGGCACUUUUCACCGCCAGCUCUCCAGCACUUCCCACCGCCAGGCGCUCAAGACCAUCGGCCAGAUCAAAGCGCGCAACAAAGGCGGCCCCUUCAACAUCACCGCCGCGCUCCUCUUCAUCGCAACCGCAGGCGGGCUAUGGGCCUACUUCACGUACGAGAAGGAGCGCAUGGCUCGCAAGCGCAUAGCCGAGCAGACCAAGGGCGUCGGCAAGCCCAAGGUCGGCGGGCCCUUUGCGCUCGUCGACCAGGACGGCAACGUCUUCAGCUCCACCGACAUGCUGGGCAAGUACUCGCUAGUCUACUUUGGCUUCACGCACUGCCCGGACAUCUGCCCGGACGAGCUGGACAAGAUGGCCCUCAUGUACGACAAGGUGCGCGAGCGCUGCGGCGACGUCCUGCUGCCGCUGAUGAUCACGUGCGAUCCCGCGCGCGACAGCCCUGCUGUCCUGAAGGAGUACCUCGCUGAGUUCCACCCGCACUUCAUCGGCUUGACGGGGAACCACGAGCAGAUAAAGGACACGUGCAAGGCGUAUCGCGUGUACUUUAGCACGCCCAAGGACGUUGCGCCGGGGCAGGACUACUUGGUCGACCACAGCAUCUACUUCUACCUGAUGGAUCCAGAGGGCGACUUCGUCGAAGCCAUCGGCCGCAACUUCACCGCCGACCAGGCUGCCAAGGUCAUCGCCGACCAUGUCAAGGACUGGGAGAAGCCGCUGAAGAAGGAGAGCCGCUGGGAGUGAGCCCGAUGAUGACCCUGUAUAGUAUGUAUGCACUACUCUAGACGCGUACUCAGCAUAUGUAGAACACCCUGUACAAUCAACAGAUACCGACAAUCGCUGCAGCCAAACAAGCUUCAGACCGCCAGACGUUGUCACAGCAUGCACAUUUCCAUCCACGUCUUCUCUUCGCAGCGCCGACCCGGCAUCUUGGCUCUGCACCUCCAGCGUUAAAUUAACCUCAUCGCGUCCUUCAGCUCCCAGCACGACACGAC